UCGUGAUCGAACACAAAACAGCGCAACCAACAUUCUGCAAUCCCUGCAUCCUUUGCAUUAGUUUGUUUUGGGUUGCUAUUUGCAUCUUUCUCCUCCUCUUACCGAGUCUUACCCCGGAUUCCAUGACCGUUGCGUUGCGUUACUAUGUACGGAUACACGAGAAAGAAGCCCUCGCAAGUCUCGGGAUGGACAAGCAGGCAAUGCUUCUGCAUUGCAUGACAGUAUCAGUGAUUCGGAUCGUCUAGUUCAAACAUCAACACACGGUCGGGUCCGUGUAUCACACAAUCAGAAACUGAACGCUGAACACCAAAAAAAAAAAAAACCCCAAAUCAAGGACACACCCCCGGGAGCAUGUGAAGUCAUCGCCACGUCUCUGUGGCCCAAUCAUCACACCGUCGAUGCCAAUACCUGUGAUGAAUCUGGUAAUGAACGACACUGCAACCGAACGCGAAAUGCCAGCUCGCAAGUUUCCGGAGAGCAAUAAUACCAACAAGAAAUGAAAGGCCCGUUUACUCACCAUGUUUGUGGCUCGUGUACGGAUAAGCUUGUGCGCUUGCAGGCUUGCAAUUGCAAUGUUGGUGUGUAAAUGCUCACUGCUGCUUUUUGCUUGGCUCGUCUCGUUGAUGGCGGAGGCGUUUCCCUUGCUGGCCUUGCAUUCGCUAUAUCCGGUUGGAUAUGCUAAGAUGAGGAUGGGGUGACGCUCAUGUUCGAGGCGUGCUUCUAUACUCUCAAUUGACCUGUCAGCCUGUCUAGUGCCUAGGUACUCCGUACAAUUUACAGCAAAUGUUGGUCCUUGGCUAAUCGCUAUUAUCCCCAAGCUCCGGGUUAGCUGUACCAUCUCCGUCCUCAUAUUCACGCGCCCAUUGCACCCGCUACAGGCUGUGUUUCGGCCUUGCCCACGCCUAGGUAUCUCAAUGCCUAUCGAAACCAAAUCCAGACUAAAUUAUCGGGAAAAUCGAUGAUGUAGUGGGCCAGGGCCUGAGAAACAACGGGGUGCUCCGCUGUCUGGGCUGUCUCUUGUUCUGUUAAUCAAUAAUCGACAUGAUUUACACAACGGCCUACAUCUGGUCCCCAAGGGGCCGAGUGGAGAGCCCAAGCUUGUUAUUCCUCAGCUCGAGGCGUCGAUCGUUGUUGUAUCAGUUAAUUAGAGCUUCUGAAUCUCUCAAAGACCACUCCGGCUCCCACUUGCGACCUCUGUGGGUCUCCUGCUGUCAUUCCCUCUCUUUCAACACCUCAGGACCCUUUUCCUUCGAUCAAUUGUGUAUUUUGCCAUUGAAGGCCUUUCUCUCAUCUUCUGUCAUAUUAGAACUCGCUUGCAGGACAUGAUCCCUACAGAGUGGUAUCGCUUUAAGGUGGCUACAUCAUAGUACUCGCCGAUCCGAGCCACCCAGAGACGCCCAAUUCCCUUGGUUACCAGUUAUCGCCACAAGCCAUCCAUCCUCCAAUCCGUAUGAGCAAGCAGGGAAGCGAGCACAUGGUCACGAUGUCAAUGGUUAAAUCCCCUCCCCCGUCCCAUUCGGGAUUUCUGGCUCCAGUCCGGCCUCGUUUUAACUCCCAACGCACCUCGGAUCGCCUGCGUGAGGCUCAGACUUUUGUAACACCACCAUUCAAAAUGGGGGGCGCUAUUAAAAAAGGCAGACGAUCCGUCUUUAAAGAAGUUGGUCUAGAACACGAUUUGGAUUAUCCCGCCUCUGCAUCAGCACCUUCACUGUUGUCAGGCGAGCAACUUGGCGCCCAUGAUAACGACAAAAACUUGAGUGAUAGCUCUGAUAUCCAACGACAACUUAAGCAAGACGACGACCACAGUCAGAAUAACGACGACCCUCAACGCCCUCGGCAGUUAUCACUUUCGUCACCGAAGACUUGGUACACCAUAUUAUCAAACCCCAAAGGCCGACCCAGAAUCAAGAGCACUUCGGGUGUGUCCCCAGGCGUCUCGGGCCUACAGCGCUUCACUAUGUUAGCGCUCCUCAUUGCCAUUAUACUUCCGGCGUUCAGUUGGCGAAAUGGCCAUUCAUUUUCAGAUAUCAAUGGCGCCAGUGCUGGUGUUAUUCAGAAGCGCGAGAUCAGCUCUACCAAGGUUUGCACGCGAUGGGGUCUGCAAGCUGCCCAGUUGAACGGAACACUUUACUUAUAUGGCGGUCGCUCAAGAUCAAAAGCCGACCAAGUCGAAAACACAUGGAACAACAAUUUCCUAACUCUGGACCUCACUAAGGACUGGGAUAUAGGCUCGCCCGCUCUCAAAGGUCUCGAGAAACCGGACGGUCCUCCUGAGGUCUCUAUGGGUUAUUUGUGGCAUGAUUACAAUAAUCUGUAUCUUUAUGGCGGCCAAUUCUCCGAUACACCCUAUGUUGAUCCCGAGCCCGAGUCUGUUUGGCGUUAUUCCAUCAAGGAUGAAGAAUGGACCGAAUUUAAGAGCCCCAAAACCUCUGUCGGCAAUGAAUCAGAGCCAGGAAAUCGACCAGUUCACCGUGCUGCUGAGGGAGCAGGCCUGUCUGUGCCUGAGCUCGGCCUAAGCUGGUACUUUGGCGGCCAUCUUGACUGGGCCACCACCCCAGGCUGGUCGCGCAGUGUUGAUCGUGUAUAUCUCAAGAGUCUUCUUGAAUUCACACAUCCAGGCUAUGUUAACACCGGUGUCGAUAGCCUCUCUGACGGCACAGGCGCAGGUGAAAGCGGGGCCUAUCGCAACAUCACAAAAGCGGGCAUUCAGACCGGUAACUUCACUGAGAGGGCAGAUGGUGUCUUGGUGUUUGUGCCAGGCUGGGGCGAGCAAGGUGUUCUUAUCGGCCUUGCUGGCGGUACCAACGAAACGUUUACUGAGGAUCUCGGCACAUUAAACGUAUACGACAUUGCCAAUUCCGAAUGGUUCCAUCAAGAAACGUCCGGGGAUACACCCAGCGUUCGUGUUAAUCCUUGUGCCGUCAUCGCCAGCGCGCCGGAUGCGUCAAGUUUCCAGAUUUACAUGUUUGGUGGACAAAAUCUUCCUUUUGGAAACCAAACGCAGUACGAUGACAUGUACAUCCUGACCAUUCCCUCUUUCACAUGGAUCAAAGUCGACCAAAACGACGACAACAGACCCGCUGCCCGAGCUGGCCAUUCAUGCGCCAUGUAUGAUGGUCAAAUGGUGGUUGUUGGUGGAGUAGGUGAGGACAUCGGAUGUGAUCCGGGCAUGUACGUAUUCGAUGCAACCUCACUCAAGUGGAAGGACCAAUUCAAGGCUGGCAAUCACGAUUCGGACCAUCAUCCCGAUAACUUCGUUCUCGCUGGGUCCCAUGGAUACGAGGUUCCGGACGCCGUGCGCAAGGUCGUGGGUGGGGACAAGGACGGCAGCGCUACCGUCACCACCCCCGCUGUGGGGCCGGCUACCGGUGGCCCGUUCUUAACGGGCAAGCCCCCGGUUUUCACAGUUACCUCCGGGCCGACAGCGACAGUACGGGUCGGCCAGACUGGUACUGCAACCGCUUCUCCGGAUAGAGAAGACCAUGAUGGAGUUAACGGUGGUCUCGUAGCUGCAGGCGUAAUCGCUGGUAUCUUUGGAGCCCUUGCCUGUUAUCUUGGCUUCUGUGCCUGGCUCUAUCGCCGGCAAGUCAACGCCUACAGACAGCACCUCGCAGUAUCAAACCGCUACUCUGUUGCGUCCCACUCUCUCCUCAACCCUUCAGCCCUUGCUGCUGCUGGUACUACCCGCCCCAAGCGUGCUAUCUCCCAGCGCAGCCUCUUUGGCUGGGUCGGCCCUAGCCGCGAUCAGGGAUAUACCACAGAGCCCAAAUGGAGCCCUGAGGAUGAAGAUGAUACCACACCAGGCGCUCUCGGGUCCAGCAGCGGGUCUGGAGGUGCUAAGCGCAGUGAGGACACGAGACCUGGAACGAGUCAUAGCGGAGGCUCGACUGAAGGGCUACUCGAAGGCCAGGAACCGAGUUUCUUCAGCGUCGUCAUGGGUCCUCGCCGGGCGUUGCGGGUUGUUAACAAUGCAGAGUAAACCGCGCGUGUACGAAGAGAGGCGUUGUUGGGUAAAGGAACGGAUGGUAUUUAAUGGUUCCCUUUUGAGAUGUGAGAUGAGUUGGACUGGUUGGUUACGAUAAACGAAAUGUAUGAAUAACUGGUGGCCUUGUAUCGGCACAGAUACAUUCGCUGAUACCCCAUGUUUCUUAAUGUCCCCGGCAAAGGGAGCCUUUGGGCAAGAAAUGUGAAUGAUUUUUGAAUCAAAAUGUUGUGAGAAAACGACAGUGUAGUCAUAGGAUCUUGUACCUUUAGUUAUUCUAACAAUUAUGCUCUCUAUGCGCCAUUAACGCCA
Fusarium verticillioides 7600 is the source of this 4294-nucleotide messenger RNA. RefSeq lists its product as hypothetical. The transcript has 2 exons. Gene Ontology annotation, cellular component: nucleus; cytosol. The coding region runs from base 1451 to 3979 and encodes 842 amino acids. NCBI's taxonomy places the organism in Eukaryota, Fungi, Ascomycota, Sordariomycetes, Hypocreales, Nectriaceae. Gene Ontology annotation, molecular function: protein binding; enzyme regulator activity. The record is from RefSeq and is a predicted model, not a curated record. Gene Ontology annotation, biological process: nitrile biosynthetic process.